This is a messenger RNA of Hemibagrus wyckioides, 2312 nucleotides long. RefSeq lists its product as uncharacterized. Gene Ontology annotation, biological process: regulation of double-strand break repair; protein polyubiquitination; DNA damage response. Gene Ontology annotation, cellular component: nucleus. The coding region runs from base 531 to 1121 and encodes 196 amino acids. Gene Ontology annotation, molecular function: RNA binding. The record is from RefSeq and is a predicted model, not a curated record. The transcript has 7 exons. NCBI's taxonomy places the organism in Eukaryota, Metazoa, Chordata, Actinopteri, Siluriformes, Bagridae.
AGUCUCACACACACGUCAUUUUCGAGCGACGCGCUUUCGCAGGGGGUAAAUAAUGGUCGGAUCGCUGGAAGAAAAGCUCUGUAUUUAUAAAUUUGUCCCGUUUUAAUAAUGGGAAAUAGGAAAUAUAUUUUCCUCGCUUUCUGUAGUGGACUGUAUGCUUAAUAAAGCGCGAUUCGUGAUUAAGCCCUUGUACGCUUCUUACUAUAGCAGUCAAGGAUAUCACUACUGAGUAUAUAGGCAGAUAUUCUAAGCAUUUGUUUGGUAUUAUGAAUAAGAUUAAAUUCCAGUGCAUAUCGUUAUGCCAUUGUUUCUUUUAUUUGUUGUAUAAUUCAACAGUGUGAGCAGGCUCAUGUAGUAUCAAUAGCUUGCUUUACGAUGUAUUCAGAGUGGACAACGCAUGCAUCAAUGCAAUAAAGGCACGUGAUGGAUAAUGAAGAGGAUCUGGAGUCUCUUGGGGAGAAACUGUACACCCUCAUUUAUCCUAAACACGCUGAUAUGGCUUCAAAGCUAACAGGUAUAGGUACUGAUGAAUGCUGCUGGAGCUGCCUGGAGCUGUGAUUGGGCAGAUGCUGCAGGAUGAAGAGCUCCUUACCAAAGCGCUGGAGAGGGCACUGGCAGCCCUGCACUCUGAUAAUACCAGUAAACCGCAGUCGCACGCUGAUGAUGUCGACUCCAUGUCCUCCGACUCACUGGGUGAACAGCUGUAUGAGCUCAUCAACCUUUACAACACCGGAUACACCCAGAAAAUUACAGGGAUGUUGUUAGAGCAGGAAAAAAAAGUGGUGCUUCAGCUGUUGUCUGAUCCGGUCCUGCUGGAGGAGAAAGUCAACAUGGCCCUGAAAACAUUACAGGACUCUAGUUGUAGGCCGAGUCAAGAGGAGGCUUGUGCUUCUGACGGCUCCGACCAAGACGAAGUGGAAGUGAUUGGAGAGAAACUAUUUGCACUUGUACGAGACAUAGAACCAGCCCACUGUGCUGAUAUCACCGGAAUGCUGUUAGAGAUGGACCUCGGCACACUGCGCCAGAUCCUGUCUGAUCGGAACAUGCUGGAAGUCGCGGUGCUGCGAGCGAAGAGCGCUCGGGAGAAUGCACAGAGUCAACCUCAACCAGACACGAACUAAAGACAUUAUAAUAUCUUAUUACCUCUAAAUACUGAAUCAGAAAAAAAAAAAUCAAUGUCAAGAGUGGGGACACCUGAAAAGACACGCUUGGUCCAUUCUUAUUCUUGUCCUGCAUAUUAGCAAACAUGGAGGUUAUAUAAAUCUACGAUCUUCUGAGAGAUCGCGGUCAAGAUUAUCACGUUUAGAUACAUUCCGUUCUGUAGGCGCACCCAGCGUGCCCAGACGUAGAUGGACGAUCCCAUGUUACUUGAACUGAAAGUGAGAAACAUUUUCAGUAAAGCUCAUCAUGUUAACUCAAAAGGCAUAAAGGGUGUAGGGUUUCGUCCUCAAACCUUACUGCAGACAAAAUCUUGAAUGUAAUAAAAUGCAAAAGAAGCACACUUACAGUCAGGGUGAGCAGAAAAGCAUGUCAGAAUGAAUAAGGCAGAUGGGCUACAGCAGCAGAAGACCACACAAACUGGCCUGGACCCCUAGUAUUUCCACUGCCCGAGUUUUGGAGCGCAUGUGCCCACUGAUCCCUUACUGAUGUUUGAUUUGAAUGUUCUCUGAUGCUCUUGACCUGCAUCUGCAUGAUUUUUAUGCACUGUGAUCCGAGAAUGAAUGCAUGAAUGAGAAGGGGUUCCUAUUAAAGUGGCCGGUGAGUGGAUAUCACAUCUAUGAUAUCAUAAACCAUGUUUUUGUGGAAACAUAUUUUGUAUACAAGCUUUUAGAAUGAAAGCUCUGUGAUUAUUCUGUUGCAGUAGAGCUCUAAAGUUCAAAUAAACCAUCCACACACAUCCCGAUGUGCUAAAGAGCUCAAAAAUAUGUUUAUUUUCAUCACUUUUUUUUUCUUUUGAGUAAUUUUACAGUGAAUUUGAAACACAAUGGAAAAGUCCAGGCUUUCUUCACCGGGGUUGUGAAUCCUUUGGAAUUAGAAAAAAACAAUCCCUCGCAGUGGCCACUGGAACGAGACUAGCGACGAAGAUUGGCUUUAUGAGGAAAGGAUUAAGAAAGAAUCAGCAAUGGAAAAAAAAAAAACACAACUGAGUAAUCUAAGCAGUCAAAUAUGGCGAAAUUCAAAUGAAUCACAAAUCUAUAUAAACUUUUGCAAAUCAAAAGUUGAAUCAGGAGCGCGGGGACAGACUAACAGCUCAUAAAUAUUCAUUCGGAUAUACAGAUGUGGGAUUUGUGUUGAUUAAAAAAAAAAGAAAA